Symbiodinium sp. CCMP2592 is the source of this 519-nucleotide messenger RNA. The record is from the annotation of a GenBank genome assembly. NCBI's taxonomy places the organism in Eukaryota, Dinophyceae, Suessiales, Symbiodiniaceae.
AUGGAAAAUCUAUGUUGCCACAUUCCCUGCAUGUUGAGUCAGCCCAGGCACACCUCGCAAGAUGAUGAUGGGAGCCAGGCCGUGAAGGAGGAGCCAAAGGAGGAAACCUCAGAUGCAAAUGAUGAUGCUACAGCUCCACCCACCAAGAAGCGUCGGGUGAGGACCCGCAGAGAGAAGCUUCAGGAAGCGGCUAAGGCUCGGCUUCGCCGGAUGACCACUAAGAAGAAGCGCCGCGCUGAGCUGGAGGAAUCCUUCCUCACAGACUCGGAGGUGCAGAUCCGAAAGACCCAGAAAAUCACCAUCAAGCAGGAUGCUGCGUGGUACAGUGAAACGGAAAUGAAGACUGAGUUGAAAUGGUCUCGAAUCUCCGGCGCCAAGAAAGCCUGUGAGAAGGAUGCCGCCAAUCUUAUCAGGCACAACCAGUAUGACAAUGUCCUGGAGUACUGGGUAGUUGUCAGAGAGACUGGUCAGCACGAGCAGAUCAAAGAGAUCUCAGAGCUGGAGCGGACUCGCAAGUAG